AUGGUGUUUGUUAGUGUGGAGUUUAAAAUGUGUGUUGGGAAGACUGGGCCAAGUAGAGAACCCCGCCGCGCAGUAGCAGCCACCUUUGUUUGUGGAGAUUAUUCCAAAUCCUUGCGAUGGCGCGUGAUGUUGAUGGAGUUGGGUGUUCUUCAAGUUCUUCUGCCUCAACUAAGAGAUGGAAGAUUAAGAACUUUUCGGGAUGAGGAAGAACUUGAAAGGGGAGAAUAUAUUAAUCCAGGUUUAGUACAAGCAAUUGAUGAAUCUCGUUCUGCAAUUGUGGUGCUCUCCCCAAAUUAUGCUUCUUCAACUUGGUGUUUGGAUGAGCUUCAAAAGAUCCUGCAGUUAAGGGAAGAGUCGAGUCUUCGAGUAUUUCCUAUAUUUUACGGUGUAGAUCCCUCUAAUGUUAGGAAACAAAAGGGAUGUUUUGCAGAGGCAUUCAUAAAGCAUGAAGAAAGAUUUGUACAAGACAAAAUGAAAGUGCGAAAAUGGAGGGAUGCUUUAGAAAAAGUUGCUACUAUAUCUGGUUGGGACUCACAAAAUUGGCAUGAAAUGGAAUUCAUUGAAAGCAUUGCUGAAGAAAUCAUGUCAAAGUUACUUGAUGAUGAAUUGCCAUCUGACCUUGGUAUGUUAAUUGGAAUUCAACCAAAAUUAGAUGAAUUAGAGUCAAUCGUCGCAAGGGAAUUGGGAGGAGUUGGGUUUAUAGGAAUAUGGGGUACAAGAGGCAUAGGCAAAACAACUCUUGCUAGAGCUUUUUAUGAGCGAAAGCUCAAAAACUUUGAGAUUCACUGGUUUCUUCAUAAUAUUAGAGAGGCAUAUGAAAAAGAAGGUUUGAUUUCAUUGCAAAGAAGACUUCUUUUUUCUUCAGAGAAAAGAAGUAUGGAAGUGUGUGAUUGUUAUGAAGGAAUGAAGUUGAUAAAAAACAUGUUGCACAACAGAAAAGUUCUACUUGUCCUUGAUGAUGUGAGUGACAUUAGCCAACUUGAAAAUUUGGCUCCAAAGCAAGGAUGGUUCAACAAAGGGAGUAUAAUAAUAAUAACAACUAGGGACAAGCAUUUGCUAUCCUCGCAUGGUGUAUCUAUUAAGUAUGAUGUGAAAUUCUUGAGUGAUAAUGAGUCCCUUCAACUUUUCCUUCAAAAAGCCUUUAAAGGAGAUAAACCUAAUCAAGAUUAUUUGAACCUUGCCAGAACCGUCAUUGAAUAUGCUAGAGGCCUUCCUUUAGCGCUCAAAGUGUUAGGUCCAUUUCUUUGCAAAAGAACUAUUGUGCAAUGGAAGCAUGCACUAGCUAAGUUCAAGAAAUUUCCUCCAAAUGACAUUUUAAAGAUACUUCAAGGGACAGAAGCUAUUCGGGGAAUAAUCCUCACAUUAGAAAAGUCAUGUGAUGCAUUUUGGGAUCCUGAAGCCUUCUCAAAAAUGAGUAAUCUCAAGUUACUUAUCAUUUCAAAUUGCUCACAUGUUUUACGUUUUCAAUUGAAUCUUCCUUAUGGACUCAAGUCCCUUUCCGAAGAGUUGAAAGUGAUAAUAUGGGAGGGGUAUCCAUUAUUUUACUUGCCAAGUCAACCUCAACUCCAUCAACUUGUUGGACUAAUAAUGCGACAUAGCAAGUUAAAAGAACUUUGGAGCGGAAGACCGUCUCUCCAAAGCCUCAAGUCCAUUGAUCUUUCUUAUUCAGAGUACCUCAACAAAACCCCAAAUUUUGAUGGAAUUCCUCAUCUUGAAAAAUUGAUUCUUGAAGGGUGUUCUAACUUGAUUGAAAUUCACCGAUCCCUUGGACAACACAAGAAACUCGUCAUUGUUAACUUGAAAGAUUGCAGAGAAGUUAAAAACCUUCCAAGGAAAUUUGAGAUGAAUUGCUUAGAGACUUUUGUUCUAUCUGGUUGUUCAAGAGUUAUAAAACUUCCUGAGUUUGGAAAAGAUAUGGAACGUCUGUCUAAACUUGAUUUAGAGGGGACUGCUAUAACAAAACUGUCUCAAUCACUGGGCAAUUUGAUUGGUCUUGAGGAGUUAAAUUUGAAGAAUUGUAAAAAGCUGGUUUGUCUUCCAUGUGAUGUUUGUAAAUUGAAAUCUCUGAAAAUGAUCAAAAUUGCUGGCUGCUCAAAGUUUUCAAGCCUACCAGAGAAUUUGAACGAAAAAGAGGCUGUGGAAGUGCUUGAUUUGAGAAAAAUUGCUAUAAAAAGGCUUUCACUUUGUGAAUACAAUGGUGAAGCACAAUCUUCCUCAUCAUGGAGUUGCUUCUCCCUUAUUCAAAGGCCUUCGAGCUCAACAAAUUUUAUGUUAUCGCCGUCUUUGUCAUACAUGAGCCAAUUAGAAUUAGGUUUUUGCAACCUCCACGAUGGAUCACUUCCUGAUCACAUCAAUGGGUUAUCAUCGUUGGAAUAUUUAGAUCUAAGUGGAAACAAUUUCAUUGACCUACCAUCUUCCCUCAUUUCCAAUCUUUCCAAGCUUACUGUUCUUGGUCUCGGUUAUUGCCCUAGGCUUCGGUCUUUGCCACAACUUCCGUCAAAUCUAUCAGCUAUAUUCGCAAACGAAAUGUUGGAAGAUGGCAAAAAUCCAGAGAUGAAGUUGAUAUUGAUUCACGUGACUUCAGCAAUCCUAAUGAAGUUGAGAAUAAAGAAGGCUGUAGCUGUUGGGAGUGGAUGUCAAACUUUUGGCAUUCCAUUGAGCAUGUUUUCCAAACUUGGUGUUAAGGUAUAUUUCAGACUUUCUAGUUCAACUAUAUCUACGCCAAUCACAAAACCGGUCCAGAAAGCUUUGUUUUUGUCUCCCUUUACUAGCUAG
This is a messenger RNA of Neltuma alba, 2775 nucleotides long. Its product is annotated as disease resistance protein RPP2B-like. The record is from RefSeq and is a predicted model, not a curated record. The transcript is spliced from 7 exons. NCBI's taxonomy places the organism in Eukaryota, Viridiplantae, Streptophyta, Magnoliopsida, Fabales, Fabaceae. Bases 1 to 2775 code for a protein of 924 amino acids. Gene Ontology annotation, biological process: defense response; signal transduction. Gene Ontology annotation, molecular function: protein binding; ADP binding.